AAACAGUCUUAUCUGCACUUCCAGCUGUCACUAUAACACUAUACAAAACAUUAACGCGCAAUUCAGACUUUAACUGCAGCAACUGACUCCACAAGUUCAGACGAUCGACAUCGAUAAAAAGUCGCCGUAAACUUGCGGUUCAAGAAAACGUACUUGAAGAAACACGGGCGGAGGGCGGGAGGAAAGGGAAAGCCAGAGGGGUGUUUCCUCUCCAGCAGAGGAAGGAUUGAAGUAGUGAGAAAUAAUUCAUUAAACAGCGUGAAAUGUUGAAAUAUAUUGAAUUUUAGCUGACAGUCGCGAUGUCGACAUCAGUUUUACAGUAAAAGCCUGUCUAUGCUGGACUAGCAUCACUCUCCAACGGAUGGAGGAGAAUCCAGACAGCGACAGGUAUUAUGAGAGGACCGCUGAUGACCCCUCACCCUCGGGCCAGGGGACUAAAGAGCAAAGUGAGGAGUCCCCCCUGGGUGAUCACGACCUACCCAUCAUGCAAUGGGAAGAUUUAAGUUUGCGGAUUGCAGAGCUAGAAAGGCAGGAAGAGGAAAGAAGGAAAAAAGCAGAGAGUCUAGGUUUAUCAGAGCAAGACAGAAUACUUGGAUGCUGGACAGAAUCAAAACACCAUUCACUCCAUCGGGAGCCAUGGGCGGAUGAGAACAACUACAGUCCCUGCCGUGUCCCUGUCAUAACGUCACGGUUUAAUAGUCCUAAAAACCUUCAGCUGUGUUUCAUCAACAACAGUGAGAGUGAGGAGGAGGAGGAUGACGAAGGAGCAUCUAGCAAAGAGAGCUCAUGUGAGGCAGAGGUACGUGGGAGUUGCUCUCGGGGGCUAAAACAGGAAGUAAAAGCAGCACUCAGGACUCUCAGAGACAAGCUAUGGGCCGAACAGAAGGAGAAAGAGGAUAAAGUUACACAGGAUCACAUAAGGCAAGCCACCCACAGUAGCAUGAACAUAAGGAGAAAGAUUCUUAGCCUUAGUGAUCUGCAGACAUGCUCUUUACUGCAGCUGAAUGCGCUCAGGGCCUCACUGAACGAGGACAUUCAAGAUUUGAGCUCAGAACUGGUGAAACAUCUCGUAGUACGGGACCACCUUCGGACUAAGCAAGAUGCUUUGCUCCUGGAUGUACAGGAUAUGACAUCAUUAUGAAUGAUCUUUUUGUUUGGAACACUUUGUAACUGCAGUUUAACGUUGGCACUUUCUGAAAGCAGUAAUUUACUGUUACUCAUCCUGUGGACUAACAAAGGCCAGAAUAUCCUGUUUAUUCUUGAAGAAAUGUAGCCCUCACAGAAACUUUUGUUCAAAUGUGAGUCACAUUUAUUAUAGUCACAAGUUUUAUUGUGGGAAAAAGUGCCUUAUAACAAACUCUAAUGGCUCUGAUUCAUAUGUCACUUACAGUUUAAUUUUACUUCAAUAAAUAGAGAAUAUAUUGAACUGCUGUCAAAGCCAUAUGUGAUCAAUAACUGUGAUGUAUUAAUCAUCAGUUACUUUAAGCAUUCCAUUGAAAUACAGUAUAUGUAAUCGCCAUGAAAAUAUAAACGUGUGCAUUUUGCCGUCAUAUGAAUGUGCCUUAUAACUUUCCUGUGUAUCGAACUUAUACAUGAGAAUGAAGUAUAUCUCAGUGCUAAAUAUUCACAAUAAUUUAAUAAAUCAUUUAUUUUAUACACAGUCGUUGGGAAAAGCGGUUAUGCCAUACAUACUCUGCAUUAAAAGAUACUUAAGUUCCUUUUGUGGUUCCUUAUAGAUUAAAGUCAAAAUUAAUGUUGUGGUAUUUUUUCAAUUUAUUUUUAAUGAAAAAUAAAUAAUAAAG
Molecule: messenger RNA, 1802 nt
Organism: Sinocyclocheilus rhinocerous
Lineage: Eukaryota; Metazoa; Chordata; Actinopteri; Cypriniformes; Cyprinidae
Product: schwannomin-interacting protein 1-like
Exons: 8
Coding region: 362-1141 (259 amino acids)
Biological process (GO): positive regulation of hippo signaling
Cellular component (GO): cell junction; plasma membrane
Source: RefSeq, a predicted model, not a curated record